GUCAUUUCUAUGAUAAUUUUAAUGAAAUGUUAAAAAAUAAGUCAUUACAUCUAUUACAUAUACAGUACAUACAGUAUGAAAUAAUACCUGACAUUUAUAGGUCGGAACAUUAAAACUACUACGAUAGUACGCCCCCGGGGGUAUAUUCAGUGGCGCACAGGCUGGCUUUUAGGUCCACUUUUAAACGUUUACUUUCUCUAAUGUAUUGUCUUAAGGGUUUUUUGUUUGGCGUAUCUUGACAGCAUGUCUUCGUGUGUUUAUUAGGUAUCAGGUUCUGUUUUAUGUAUUGUCAUACAUCUGUUUUACACUUUUAGAGGGCACACUUCCGGUCCAUUCUUCCGUCCUUCACUCGCCUCAAGCUGACGCAGGUUGUCAAACAUGGCGGUUCAGGUGUCCGAGUCGGACCAGGUCAAACAGUUCAAAGAGUUUUUGGGGACGUACAACAAGGUGACAGAGAACUGCUUCAUGGACUGCGUCAAAGACUUCACCAGCAGGGACGUCCGGCCCGAAGAGUCCGUGUGCUCCGAGUCCUGUCUCCAAAAGUACCUGAAGAUGACCCAACGGAUCUCCAUGCGCUUCCAGGAGUACCACAUCCAGCAGAACGAGGCGCUGGCGGCUAAAGCGGGUCUGCUGGGUCAAUCUCACUGAACUGGGAUGAUGGAAUAUUUGGCUAAUAAAAAUGUGACUGAAAUUUAAAAACUUUAUUGGAAACCAGUGCUGUGGCCAUAUGGUGUGUGUGUGUGUGUGGCCCAGCAACAAACGUGUACAAAGUGUUCUCUUAAAAAUACUAUAAAUCUUUACAAGGUGGUCUGCACAAAGCUUAUGUACAAAACAGGAAGUGGAGCGGCGCUGAGGUCAGGAACCAUUUUGUCUGCCAAAUGUUGAACACCAACUGAUAUUUC
This is a messenger RNA of Entelurus aequoreus (snake pipefish), 902 nucleotides long. RefSeq names its product mitochondrial import inner membrane translocase subunit Tim9. The transcript is spliced from 4 exons. The record is from RefSeq and is a predicted model, not a curated record. Lineage: Eukaryota; Metazoa; Chordata; Actinopteri; Syngnathiformes; Syngnathidae. The coding region runs from base 379 to 648 and encodes 89 amino acids.